AUGAGUUUCAAUCUCAAACAUAUUCCGUGCCCGCGGGCGGAAGCCUGCACCGCCUUCAAGUGCGUCUUUAGCCAUCCCCACGAAGAGGACCAGGCUUCAGUGCCAGCGCCAGCACCGGAUGGAAAGAGGCCGCGGCACCGUGUCGAGCCUUCUUCGUCGGAUCCAGAUGAGCCAUCCAAACGACCCAAGGUCGACCAAGGGAGCAAGCUUCCUGACCCAAACAAGGAACAUGAUGGAAUUUCCGACAAUAAGAGCGUCGUGGGACUCUAUUCCCGUCCCAGGUCACUUUCUCCCUCCACUGCCGGUUACAAGGCCGAUGCCAGGGCUGACAACCAUGGCCGAAACAAGGCCGACGAUGGCAUCGACGACGAUAAGAGCGUCGUCGAGCACUCUUCCCGCCGCAGGUCUCCUUCUCCUCGCGAUGCUGCGGUUAACCCCAGUGCUCCAGGUGCUGCGGCAAAUCCCAGUGCUCCAGGCCCUACGUUUAAUACCAGUGCUCCCGUGGCCGCUACAGAGCAACGUGCGGCUGUCCGCUUUUCCAUGUCCAAGGAUGGCCAGCAGCCAAAGCAGAAUAAGAUCGAAAGUCUUAACCCACGCCUCUUGGUUAGCUCCCCGGCACGCCAUGAAACUCGCGUCAAGCUGAUCAAGGCGCUGCACCAAGAGUACACCCGGCUCAACUCGGAGCUCAAACAGAAGGCAAGCGACGAGGAGCUCAAGCUCCUCAUGUCCAGCUCAGAGCUCAUCACCAAAACUCUUGAUGACGAGCAAAAUAUCGCCAAUAACAAACCGGCCGUGUACGCCAACGUUAUGAAGAACACGGUGAUGCAGCACAAGCGCAUGGAGCUUGCUCAGUGGAAAGUUGAGCGCGCCAAGGCAAUGAAUUCGGCACUGUCCGGUUCAGGGGACCAGGACGACCCCAACAAGAUCUGGACCGGCCUGACUCGGGACCAAGAGGUGGCCAUGUUGAGGUUCCUGUACACACCCAUCCAUGACCUGUCCGAGUACGGCUAUAUUUCCGUGGUUCCAACCGAGGAAGCCGUCGAGGAGGUGCGGGAGGCCGUCGUGGCCGGCCGGGGCUGGGAGAAGUGUGACCGUUGCCGACAGCGCUUCCAGGUGUUUCCAGGACGCCGCGAGCACGACGGGGCGCUCACCUCGGGAGGAGCCUGCAACUUCCACUGGGGCAAAAAGUAUAUCCCCGCAAAGGCCCCGGGCGACAAGUCUAGGCCGCCCAAGCGCUUCCAGUGCUGCGAGGAGGAGGAGGGCGAGUCCAAUGGCUGCUUGACCCACGACUACCACGUUUACAAAACCGUCGACGCUAAGAGGUUGGCGACUCUGUUUAACUAUGUUGAGACUCCGCCAAACAAGCUGGCCCCCACCGACAGGGCCGUCUGCUUUGACUGCGAGAUGGGCUACACCGUCUACGGCAUGGAGCUGGUGCGCCUCACCGCCACCUCGUGGCCCACCGGCGAGGAGCUGCUGGAUGUGCUUGUCCAGCCAAAGGGUGAGAUUUUGGACCUCAACUCUCGCUACUCGGGCGUCUGGCCCAAUGACUUGGCCCUGGCCGAGCUGUGGACCAGCACCGAGAUCCCGCCUCUGGCCGAGGGUGAAGAGACCAAGAAGCUCAAGAAGGUACCGUCCCCCGCCGCGGCUCGGGAGUUGCUCUUCUCUCUCAUCUCGCCUGAUACGCCCCUGAUCGGGCACGGUCUAGAGAACGACCUCAACGCCGUCCGCAUCGUCCACCCGACUCUCAUAGACACAGUCCUGCUCUACCCGCACCGGGCUGGGCUCCCCUACCGCCGCGGCCUCAAGUCGCUGAUGGAGGAGCAGCUGAAUCGCAAGAUUCAGCAAGAUACGGGCCCCAAGACACUCGGCCACGACUCUGCCGAGGACGCGCGGGCCGCCGGCGACUUGGUCCUCUUGGAAGUCAAGCACGAGUGGAAACGUAUGCAGAGACAGGGAUUGACGGACCCCGGGAAUGGUUUGCCCCCCCCUCACCGCCGCUCGAGGCCUGGAAAGUAA
Messenger RNA from Hirsutella rhossiliensis, 2019 nucleotides. Its product is annotated as RNA exonuclease 3. Gene Ontology annotation, molecular function: exonuclease activity; nucleic acid binding. The record is from RefSeq and is a predicted model, not a curated record. Bases 1 to 2019 code for a protein of 672 amino acids. Lineage: Eukaryota; Fungi; Ascomycota; Sordariomycetes; Hypocreales; Ophiocordycipitaceae. Gene Ontology annotation, cellular component: nucleus. The transcript is spliced from 2 exons.